AUGGCACUUUUAUCUCCUAAAAACAGGCUUUUGUUUGUCAUUGGUGUAUUACUAUAUGUUAUCACCCAUAUAACUGUCAAGUGUCCCCUUACACAGACUUAUCAAUUGGACGCUUCACAAUCCAGUGAUGCCCUCUGUCUUUACACCCACAAGUACUACAGGUUUGUGGAGCCAUACUGCAGCCCAGUCAUUGAAGUCGCGGACGCGAAGGUUUUCACUCCACUGAAUAACCUCUACGUCAAGUCACCAGUGAAGCCAAUUGUGCAAUCUGGCUACGACCAAAGUGCGAAAGUCUACACAAAAUUUGCAAAGCCACAUGUUGACAAGUACAGUGGCGUUGUUAAAACGAAAGUAAGCGAAUUUUCUGAUAAGGUGACGGCCAAGACGCAGGAGGUGACAGGACUUGCCUUGGUUUAUGUCAGAGUGAAAGUUGCGGAAAUGAGAGAGUACGCUAGGGCUAAAUCAAUUGAGCUGACCACAAAGGCUAAGGUGGUAAUCCUGACAAAGGUUGUCCCCCGGACUCUAUCCAUUUUCCAUCAGGUGAAAACAAACCUUUAUAUCCAAGGAACCAAAUUAAGGCUCGCAUUGUAUCUCAGAUAUAACCUAUAUGUGAAACCACAAUUGGUGAAACUUUACUAUAAACUACGAUUGAACAAGCUGGAGCCGCAUGUGGAGGCAUUUAGAAACUCCUGGUUUUAUCUGAAUACCAAAAGAUUGGUUGUUUUAUUGGUGGACGCAGUGGGAUACUUUUACAGCAAGACUUAUGAGUAUCUUGAUGCUUUCCAACGGGAAUCGAAGAUCAGAAAGACCACGGAGGAGUAUUGGCGGACGGAGCACAAAAAGCAGUUUUUAAAGGAUGAAUUCAACAAGCUACUUAAUGCCAAGUUCAAGAUCCCAACCUACGAGGACGUGGAGUUUUUUAAGAAAUUGUCGAAACAGGCUGCGGAGACCGACAAGACAGACGACGUCUCCGAAACUCUCACCGAGGCCGAGCCCACACUCACCAAGUACAACAAGAUGUUAAAGGGGGUAACACAGGAUGCGUUAAAUGAUUUCGAGUCACAGGUGGCCCAGGUCGACGAGAAUGCCUACAACAAGAUCUACAACCAAUUGAGACCUAAAUUGCAGGAGUUGGGCGAGCUCGUCAACCGUAACUACGAUGAGGCACACGUGAUGAUUCACGAUAUCAACCACGACACAGACAAGUACGUUACUCGCCAGGACAUGCGCGAUCUUCUCAAGCGUCUGUCGGAGUCUCUGACACAAAAGGGCGUGGAGAUCACCGAGGAUUUCAAGAAAUACGAGCAAGAGUUCUCCGAUGAGGUGCUGCGUGUGAGAACGUCCAUCUUGGAAACCCUUGAAGAGUUCAGCGAGUCUACGCUCAACGCCUACUCUACAGAGAUUGUGAAGAACGGAGACGACUGGAAAGAGUGGAAGAACUACAAAGAACUGAAGCAGGAACUAAUUCAGACCAGAGACCUGCUCCUGAGCUCCACUCCAAAGCUGGAACGCGUGACCAAACUGCUGAACGAGCUGAACAGAACGCUGGGCACCUUGGUGAACGACGGCGAGUCGUACUUGGCCAUUUUGCGUGCCAAGGCCAACGUCGAGUUCCAGGCCCGCGAGAAGGCCGAGAGAGAAGCUGAGCAAGAGACCACGAGCACAAUCAUGUUGUACGACACCGUUGUUCUUGAUGAGAAGAACCAGCCGGUGAGCACUAUCCACGCAAAACCUCCAGUCUCGAGCGAGGAGGCCAAGACGUUGAUAAUAUGA
Molecule: messenger RNA, 1773 nt
Organism: Ogataea parapolymorpha DL-1
Lineage: Eukaryota; Fungi; Ascomycota; Pichiomycetes; Pichiales; Pichiaceae
Exons: 1
Coding region: 1-1773 (590 amino acids)
Source: RefSeq, a predicted model, not a curated record